Molecule: messenger RNA, 1461 nt
Organism: Rangifer tarandus platyrhynchus (Svalbard reindeer)
Lineage: Eukaryota; Metazoa; Chordata; Mammalia; Artiodactyla; Cervidae
Source: the annotation of a GenBank genome assembly
AUGAAGAGAAGUCAGCAAGGAGAUGGUGAUGAGGGGGAGGCCGAGCAGGAGGCGGGGGAUGAGGGGCUGAGGCUGAGGAGGGACAUGGGCCUGUGGAGCGCUGUGUCCUUGACUGCAGGCUCUAUGAUCGGCUCCGGCAUCUUCAUGGCACCACAGGGCGUCUUAGUCUACAUGGGCAGCCCUGGGGCCAGCCUUGUGGUCUGGGCAGUCUGUGGCCUUCUGGCCACACUGGGUGCCCUGUGCUAUGCUGAACUGGGGACUCUGGUUCCCGAAUCUGGAGGAGAAUAUACCUACAUCCUACGAACUUUUGGCUCCUUACCCGCCUUCCUGGUCAUCUACAUGUUUGUGCUGGUGGGCAGACCGGCCACCAUCGCGGCCAUCUCACUGAGCUUUGCCGAGUACGUCCUGGUCCCCUUUUACCCAGGCUGCUCCUCGCUGCCCCAGGCCAUGCUCAAGGUGGUGGCUGCCACCUGCAUCCUGCUGCUGAUGCUGGUCAACUGCUGGAGCUCGCGGAUGACCACCACGCUGAUGAAUGUGUGCACGACCAUCCAAGUGCUCUCCUUGCUGGUCAUCGUGGGGGGCGGUGCUGUGGUGCUGGGCCAGGGCCGAGGCCGCACUGAAGCCCUCCUGUCUGCCUUCCACAACACGUCCCAGCAGGCCGGGCACAUCAGCAUGGCCUUCUACCAGUGCCUGUGGUCCUUUGAUGGCUGGAAUAGCCUCAACCAGGUGACAGAGGAACUCAAGAAUUCAAACCAGAACCUCGUGUGGGCCCUGAUGAUCACCAUCCCCCUGGUCACCGGCCUGUACAUCCUGGCCAACGUCAGCUACCUGCUAGUGCUCGCGCCCAGUGAGAUCCUUUCCACCGACGCGAUGGCUGUGAGCUGGGGGAACCAGAUUCUGGGGGCCUGGGCCUGGCUGGUGCCCUUGGCUGUCGCCCUCUCGGCGUUUGGCUCUGCCAAUGGGUCGUUCUUCAGCGGGAGCCGUGUGUCCUACGUGGCUGCCAGAGAGGGCCACCUGCCCCAACUUCUGUCCAUGGUUCACGUGCAUCGCCUCACGCCAACUCCAGCCCUGAUGUUCACCACAGCAAUGGCUUUGAUCCUGGUCAUCUCAGGAAACUUCAACACCAUCGUGAACUUCUUGAGCUUCCUUGGCUGGCUCACCUACGGAAUCACCUUCAGCUGUCUCCUGUACUUACGGAUAAAGAAGAAUCUUCCCCGACCUUACAAGGUCCCCAUCAUCAUCCCUGCCACCAUGGUCCUUGCAUCUGUCUACCUGGUGCUGGCACCCAUUGUGGCCCAUCCCCAGCCAGAGUUCCUGUAUGUCUUCCUGUUCCUGCUCAGUGGCUUCCCAGUCUAUUUCCUGUUUGUCUACUUCCGGUACCAGCCCAAGUGUUUGCAGGUGGUCACCCUGCAUCUCCAGCUGCUCAUGGAAGCUGCUCCAACCACGAAGAAUGCUGACUGA